AUGAAAUGCUUUCAAUAAGGAAUAAUUUAAAAAGCGCAUGUGCACAUAUCGUUUGUCUUGAGAGUAUUUAUAUUGUAUCACACGUCUGCCAUCAUUGUCAACGAUUCUUGUAGUGAGCAUAAAGUUGACGUUAACCAUGGCUUUUCCAACAUAUAUCAAAGAUGAAGGUGAUAUGGAUUUCGGUACAGAGUGCCCAAUAUUCCCAACGAAUUGUCGUUACAAAGUCGCUUCAGUUACUAUUAACGGCAAAAGCAUUACAACGUUAUUGACAGAAGAUGAAGAAUUGUUAUGCUUCCCUCAACUGGUCGAUUACUUCUUGAAAGACCAUGUUGCGGGCAUGCCAACUAUCUAUGCUAAAGUAAAGCGAAUGGGUAUCAUUGCAAGAAGCUGCAAUCUUGAUCAAGUUCGACUCAUGCGAAGUAUGGGAGCUAUAGGACCGGUUGUAAACCGCUGUAAACUUAUCACUAUGGAAGAUUUCAAGAGACUUUACGAAGAUUGUCUCUUGUUUAGGUAUGUGAAGUUUGACUGUUUGCACUUAGCCUGAUUUCACGCAUGACUUACAGGUCAUAAAUAAGCGGCCGCCGUGACCGACUGCGCGUCUUUCAUGUCUUUUGUGUUGUCUUCCGAAAUUAUAAACAUUAUAAAGACUUUAGACAUAUUGAAUAUUAUAUUUGAUUCAGAUAAUAUUGUCUUUUCAUUUUCCCUUUCUGCUAAUCAAUCUUGAAAACAUAUUUGCGGCAAUGUGAUUGAAAAUUGACACUGAAUUCCAACUUAUUUUUUGUUUGUUCCUGAUGUUAUACUCUGGUUUGAGAAAACAGAAUUAAGUUUACAUUGUCAAAACUUUAUUAUUAAAAACGGCGGGCUACCAUUCAGCAAUGUCCGUGGUUUGCGAUUUAGUUAUACCCCAUGCAUUGACAAAACUGAAUCCGGCAAAGGCAAAGAACGAACGUUUUUUAAUAUAAAUAUUUCAUUCUAAGGACUCGUAUCGCCAUAUGUCACAUAUUUUGCCAUAUUUAAUAUUGAACUACAUUCUAGCCGCUUAAAAUAUGUAUCGUGUUACAAUGCAUUAUUUAACUUCAAAAUGACAAAUGGAAAUUUAUGAUUUAUUGAGGUAAUUAGGUUUCGCGCUCGUCGGCACUCGAUCUCAAAAUAUGCGACAACUGUUUUUUGGCAAAAUUGACUCAAAAGCGGGAGCGACAAGGCUAUAUAUAAUGUCUUCAUGAUAAAUGACGAUUUAUUUAUUAUCAAAGCGGUUAGGUUAUAUUGGUUAAAGCUUUUUAAUGUCAAGCAGAUGUGAAUGGUUAGUUAGGGAAAAAGCUGGUCCAGCGAUCAAAAAUGUUCGGUGUUCUACCAACUUCUACGCAAUUUGAAUAUUUAUACUUGAAAGGCUUUACUGUCGAUGAUUUUUAAUAUCCUCCCAGCCGCUGUUGACAAAUAUUUGAAAAGUGCUUUAUUAUUGUGGUGAAGAGAAUUAAUAAAUAUCUUCAUGCUAAUUGGCUUUGUUAUAUAUAGAAAUAUUUUGCAUGAUUAUAAUCUAUAUAAUGGAAUGUUUUUUUCAUCUUACUUCUGUCUGUUCAUAUUUUAUAUUUCUGACAGGAGAAACCCUGAAAGUAGCUUUGAAGUUGUGCAUGAAAAUCGCAAUAGAAAGGUCUUUAAGUUCUCAUUGUAUACACGAGAGAAAUUUAUUUGAAGUAUCGGCCAUCAUUUAAUGACGGCAAAAAUAAAGUAUUAAUGGCUUUGACGCAGGUGAAGGGUCAGCUUGUGGCGCCUCACUGGCACGUUCCUGUUAUUCCUUCCAUCUUAAGAAAGUUAAUUUAAUUUUUUUCUGUCGCUUUUCAAAAAUACUGAUUCGGUGAAUAGACAAAAAUGAACAAACAAACCAGAGCGAAAAUAUCACUUAUUGACUUAGAGUAUACUGUCUCAAACGAGGUCUCAAAAGGUUUAGCCGAGACGCUUCCCAGAGAUAAAGUUAAUAUAUUUAUUGUGUCAAAGAUGCCGAUAGUCUAUUUUUCGAGGCAUGUGAUUUAUUGUGAAUGUGAUAAUGAUUUAUUCAUUCAUUAAAAUGCCUUUUUGUCGAGGAAACUAAUUGCCGACUAUCGCCAUAGUCGAUACCUUCUAAUGAGGAAUUAAUCUUUGUCGCAUUGAAAAAUAUGCAUUCUUUCGAAAAGAAAAGUUAUGAUUAAGUAGCCAUGUGAUUCAUAAAACUCGUUUCAACCAGGCCACAUUCCGGCUGGAUAAAAUUUUUAUUCCGCCUUUAAUAAAAUACUAAACAUGCAGCCUUGCAGGUUCUUAUCAUAUUUUUAAAUAAAUGAAUUUGUGUUGUUGUUUUGUGGGUUUGUUUCCUUUUAUAUCCAACACAGUAAUUGUCCCUGUUUACGAUAUAAUUUUAUUUGGUUGAAACUUCCCAAAAACUCCUUUGUGUUUUUCCGGAGAAGCAUGCCCGAGGACCCCGCCCCUACAUGUUUCUCGUGCCUUUGGCACUCGCUGUCUCGUAUCUACCACGCACAACCGGACCACUUUCAAUUAGUUGGUGCAUGGCCACGGUUCUGCUGCAUGGGAUACUCUAUAACUAUAUAGGCACACAUGUAUCAGGACUUUUAGUUUUGCAUAUUAUUUGAACACUACUCAGUACUGUAUAUAAUUAAAUGAUACCAAAACUGCAUGACAAAAGGAAAAUGUCUUGAUUCUAAUAUACCAAGAGAACUAUAUUUGGCAGCUGCCUGAUUAUUUGCAUGUAAAAUAAUUAUAUAGUUAGAUUUCAAACUAACAUUAUCAACAACGACGUUAAUGAGAGAACUAUACACAUAUGGUGGUUAAUAAAGAAAGGUAGAAGUUUCCAAGUGAUUUUUUUACCAGGAAAUGUUAUUAGAUACACAGUAUAUAUAUUAAGUUUCUCAGUGUUUUUAGAGACGGAGUGGGACGUUUGCUGGGACGGGACGGGUAAUGGCGAUAUUUCUGUCAUAUUUAUCACGUUCCGUUCAUAAGUUCAUGUGCACAGGUGAAAACGCACAAGUUGUAACAAAUUCCUUCAGCAUAUUUGUGACAACGCUAUUCCAACAACUUGUCAACAGGAUGUGUUCGCACCGCUUGUGCCCAGCUGUUGUUGACAACUUGUUACAAGGUUGUUGGGCUCAACAGACUUGUUAUACAAGUUGUUCCAACAACUUGUUAUCGUCCUGCAAUUCAACAGUUUGCCAACAACAAGUUAUAAAUUCAAAUUGAUGAUAUAAUGCAUGAUAAAAUAACAGCGUUGUUACAACUUGUUGACAAGCUUGUAACAAGCCUGUUGCGGACACAUCUUGUUGACAAGUUGUGAGAUUUUUACGUGUGUAUAUGGGAUCCAGAUUUCGACAACCGAUAUCCUGUCUCAGACUAGUCUCUAGACUCUAGUCCUCUGUGCACGCACUUAUUUCCCGUGACAUCACCAAGUGAAAUGCGCGCUGCAGCUACAGAACGCCAGCCUCCUCGACAGGCCCUGAUGCCUCAUAGGAAGUCAUAUCUUCUAGACUGACUCGUUCCCAGUCGCUCGCGUUGGAUAACGCCUAACCCGCGAACGGGCAUAUUCUCCCGUACUAAAAUAUAACGAGGGACUGUGGAAGAGUCCGUCUUCUAGAGGACACAGAAAAAUAUCUAUAUUGUGUAAAGAGCCUGCAGAUCUUGUAAACAAAGUUGUGUCAUACACUCUUGUUGCUCACGCCAUAACCUACGCGAUAAUUUGUCAGACUGUCUGUGCCAGUGUCCUGUAGAUAUAGCGACGAUAACAAGCAGGGGCGAAACUAGCCCCUUUUAAUUGAAUUGCCCUGCGAAAGAAUUGCCCUGCGAAAGUCGAUGAUGCCCUGCAGCAAAAUUUUUUUUUGGCCACUAUUUCUCCCAAAAAUGUUGGCGAGCGGAGGGGGGAGGUCGAAAAUUUUUUUUCCGGACAUUUAAAAAAGGGGCGAAAAAUUUUUUCCGGACAUAAACCAAUUAAAUUAAGGGUCAAAAAAAUUUUUUCGGACAAAUUCCUGUUAAAACAUGCAUGAAACCCUUAUUUUUUUACCAAUAUCUGUAAAAUUUAGGUCUAUAAAUUCUAUUCAAUUCCCUCUGGAAGCUACUUAAUAACUCUACAUUCUAUCAUUUAAAAUCAUUCAUUGCCCUGCCAAUCCAGAUGAUUUGCCCUGCCAAUCCAGAUGAUUUGUACUUGGGGGGGGGGGGGUCACACUCCCCACAUCCCCCUCAAGUUUCGUCCCUGAUAACAAGACAGCUGCGGCCGGUAGCGUGAAAGCUAAUGACGUUUCGAGCGAAGGCUCUUUGUCGGAAGUUUUAGCCUCCCGACGAAGGGCUUGGCUCGAAACGUCGAAGUUCUACUUUUAUUCUUCAGGUAGAUCAUGUAGAUGUAUUUCUCUCAACCGCAGCUAUCCCAUAAUUUGUCAGCAUGAGUAAAACGUUUUAAGCAUUUUUAAACGCUUUAUUUGAGAAGUAAACCUAGUUCAAAUGUUUACCCUGAAGGCUUAAAAAACUCGUAAAAUAUAUAAUGAAUUCUUAUGGUUGCUACGCGUAUAAACGCAAAUCAUGUUGAAUCAUGUACAAGAUUAUGUACCACAUAUAGUGGAAGUUUCCAUAUAGCCUCACGCAAUUUCAGCGCAUGAAACAGCAGAAAUACGCGUCCUUCAGGUUAUCUCAAAUCAUUGAAAGUAGUAUAGUUCAUGACCCCUCUACAAUAAAAGCUUUCAACAAGAAUAAAAAACUAAUAUCGUUUUCAUCUUUUUUCGCACCAAAGAGGACCUGGCCGCCGUAAACGUGUUCCCAGUGACUCAAGCACUAACUACACACCAGUAAAGAUCACGAUCAAACGUCCAUAUCUUGAAGACAACAAUGACGGUGAUGGUACGUUUACUGUUGGAAGAAAACUCGAAGAAGAAAUGGUUGUUAACGUAUCUUCACCAAUUGGAAAUCACGGCAGUUAUUUUUCCAGUUCAAGUGAUUUAAAUAAAUCAAGUGAAGGCAAUGUCCUGGCAUAUCGUCGCAACGGCUUUUCAUCUGCUGAGGAUAAGUUAGGAUUUCCAUCCAUGAUCUACACCACAUUUCCUCAUUCAGCGCCUGGGGCAGUUACAUUAACACAGUCCUUUGAUAAUAGACUUUCUACUACAACAUCACCAAAAACAACAUUGAUUACACCAAUCAACGGUGAAAUGUCUCCCACAGACGAAACGUUUGACCAUCAAGCAAAAUCCGACAACCAACCACAUGCAAAUGACAGCACAAUGAUGGAAGCUGCUAGUUUAAAUGAUCAACGGUCAAGUGAUGACCCGCUUGAAAAUGGCAGUUCUCAUCAAGGUUCUGUACCAACUACCCCUAACAGCACAUCAUCCGUCACAUUAACAGGUAAUUAAUUCAUUUAUUUAUUAUUGGAUGACACCAUAGAGCAUAAUACCCUUCUUUUCGUGGUGGUCGAAAAUUUACAUAAAAAAUUAGAAGUGAAAACAAUAAGGAAUUUGAGAGCCUAUGUAUAUAUUUACAAAUCAGGUAAAAUAUUGACAUUCAGAAUUUUGAAUUUUGAAAUGUCGAAGAAACUAUUCCUCUAAAUUUGAUUUUUACCAUACAUUCACCACCUCGUUCCAGGUUGUGUGGUCUUAUAAGUACAUUUGCCGAAUUGUGUUGAAAUAUGGUUGAAAAGGGCGUAAAAAUAUCAAGAACGACGCAUUGUUGAAAGCAUGCGUAUGCAUGUACUUAACCUUGUUAUUCUUAUAGACUUCGUUUUGCCAUGGUGUUUAUUGUGUGAUGUACUUCUAUAUACAUUGCUUUAUUGUCCGUAAUAAUAUGUUCUUAGAAUAUAAAUUUGAAAUUAUUUAGUAAAUUUAUUUGAAAGAUGAACUAACCAAAUCCAAGGGAAAAGGGACCUGGAACGAGGUUGUGAAGCUAUCUUGGGAAAGGUCUAUUAAAGCAAUUAUCUCCUCCUCAUUGCUAUUUCGGUUGCAGAGGUGUAGUAAUGUUAUAUGUGAAUGAAAAUACAUUGGUCACUGUUGAUUUGUAUUUUUAUCAGAUACAUCAAAGACCAGCCCAAGUAGCACUGGAGUUGUUAAAGCCGCUGCAACCAACGUCAUAUUUACGCACGUUAAUGGAAGUAGCUCGAACUAUACCCCACGAUAUUCAAACCGAUGUAACUCACAAGGUGGAAAUCUCCCGGUCGUAACCUCCAGCAAUGUAAGUAGUAAAAACUCUACUUCACUUCCUCGGAUCUUGAAUUUUUACCUUAUUCAAAUAUUGCUGAGCAAUUGACUUCGCAUUACGCCAUUGUGUGUAGAGUUUUUAAGUGAAAAUAUAUACGUAAUAGCACCAUAUACUAGUGAGAAAAUAGCUUUAAAUGGAACAGGUGAAAGUUUGAAAAUGUUCCUUCAUUUUGUUGGAAAUCAUCCUCAAGAUCAGUAUACAUGGGCGUACCGGAAGGAAAAAAUUAGGGGGGCGGAAAGAAAAUUGCCCGACUUUUCGGGAUUCUGCCCGACUAGUACCAAAAAUUUUUUUCCGGAAAAAUGAUUUUGGCCCCCGUCGCCAAAAAAAUUUCGGUCAGUGUACUAUUUUAGGGGUCAAAAAAAAUUUCCGGACAACCAAUUUUUUUCCGAACAUAACACAAAUUUUCCAAAAAUCACUAAAUUUGUCAAAAAAUUGAGUUCAUUUUAGACAAAAUUGACAGAAUUUGUCCCAUUUUUUUUUAUUUCAGACCAAAAUUGCCCGACUGUUGAUCGAAUAUUGCCCGACUGCCCAAAAAACUGGGGGGGCUACCGCCCCCCCCCGCCCCCCGCCCGGUACGCCUAUGUCAGUAUAUCAACUUGAUUUCCAUUCGUUGAAUUUAUCGACGAGAUUAUGCAUGUUAUUAUUUUGUUUAGAUGAGACAGCAGCGUGAAAGAAUGACCUCAUCGGGUACGUUUAUAUACAGGGUGUCCCAAAAACAUGCCCCCGCUAAGUUGUGUGGUAUUGCAACGUCAGCUUUGAUAGAAUCUACAUAUUUUUAUACUAGAUAAAAUAAUAUCCUAUCAUUUUAAUCCAUUGAUAUUUGAAUUAUCAAAAUAAUAAACUAUUUGCCUUCUAGAUUCACUUAAGGUGGCGACACCAAUAUUUCAACUUUCAGAAAUAAGGUGAAAAGUAUUUCAGGCUUUUAAAAGGGGAUCUGUCUACUCUUAAAGACAGGGUUUGUGGGCCCUAACAUUAAAGAUUUCGUUUGAUAUAAAAAAUAUUUAAAAUAAGUCUGAAGCUUAGGCAGAAAAAUGAAAAUGCCCUUAAAUUUCUGGUUUGUGGACGAAAACCUGGAUAAAGAGUCGUAUGAAUAAGAGCAAAAUAAUAGUGUAAGACACAUGAACAGUAAUGAAUUUUUAAGAUACAACUUUCAAACGAUGAACUUGAUCGAAAGUAAUUAAUAUGAAUUCUUUAAUUUUAUAAAAAAAAUCCUAUUAUUUUAUCUAAUUUCCAUAUUUGGACAAGUUAGAAUGUUUGUUGGGAACGAACCCAACCGAAUGUCGUUUAUAUAUCAAAUAAUAAUCACCACGUCAUUACACUUUAUUUACUCUCAAAUUUAGUUUAUUCUAAGCAGUACAUCAUGACAAAUAUCUUGUACAUAUCAAAUAUCCAUGCAUCAUUCUGUCCUUGAUUCUGUCCGUAUUUCGACUAAUAUCGGUCGUAAACAAAGGUUUGCUACAUAGAAUUACAAAUAACGUUCAUUAACAACAAGUUCAAGUGUUUCAAAGUCAAAAUGAAAGAAAUACUUACAUCUUAUGGCGAUUUUAAAGCAGAUUACGUUUGUAUAUCUAUCACGAAUAUCAAUAGUUUUGAUAUUCGUGAUUAUCACCUUUAUUCGUCAGCCUCCAGGAAGCACAACUUAUGAAUUGGACGUUUCAAAACAUUGUUUUUCGUUUUCACUUCGGCGACUCUGACAAGACCAUCCUUUCCAGGAAACACUUUCGUCACUCUACCAAGUAGCCAAUGUCCUCGUUGAAGAUUCUCGUCUACUAGGAGUACAAGAUCACCAACUGCUAAAUUUCGUUGUGGUGUAAGCCAUUUUUGUCUUUGUUGUAAAGUUGGUAGAUACUCAUGUAACCACCGUUUCCAAAAAUGAUCGCUCAAAAUUUGUGAUUGUCUCCAACUCUUUCUGCUAUACAAAUCAGCAUCGUCAAAUUUUCCAGGAGGUAGAGUAAUCGCUGGUCUUUGAAGUAACAGAUGAUUCGGAGUUAACGGCUCCAUGUCCCGAGGAUCGCCCGAGUUCGGGCACAGAGGUCUGGAAUUGGCAAUCCCUUGGGCUUCUGAUAACACCGUUCUCAAGACUUCUUCUUUAACUAAUGUCUUUCCUAGGAUAGCCUUCAACGAUUGUUUAACACCACGAAUCAGUCUCUCCCACACUCCCGACAUAUGGGACGCUAAUGGCGGGUGGAAAAUCCAUUCUACUCCGGUUUGUCUUAAAUGCUCUUCAAUCUGAUUUUGAUUCCACCUUUCUAAAGCUUCACGUAACUCGCGCUCUGCGCCCACGAAAUUUGUACCGUUAUCUGAACGCAGUUGUUUAACGCCACCCCGAAUGUUUAAGAAUCUUCGUAACACCAUGAUGAAAUCAUCGGUUUCCAGGGACUGGGCUAGUUCUAGAUGUAUGGCUCUCGAGGCCAUACAUACAAAUAUACAUCCAUAACGCUUGGCAGAACCCCGUCCGUGUUUUACCAUAAGUGGUCCGAAAAAGUCAAUGCCCGUGUUUGUAAAGGGAGGUUCGAAAGGAGUAAGGCGAACCUUAGGUAACUCUGCCAUUUCUUGGGUCAUCCGUACAGAGUAUCUUUUCCUACACGGAAUGCAUUUGCUGAUCACUCGUUUAAUAGUCGCUCUGCCCUUAACGAUCCAAAAUUCUUCUCGAAGUCGAGAUAACAACUGCUCUUGUCCGCAGUGUCCAAGUUGUUGGUGAUUAAAACGAAUUAUCAAGGUUGUAACAUGGUGAUUCUGCGGUAAAAUCAUCUGAUGUUUACUGUCAAACGUGCUUGGUGCUUCUGAUAUUCUACCAGAGACCCUUAGGAGUCCGUUCUCGCCUAGCAUGGGCUUAAGCUUCACAAUCGAACUCGAUUUCUUCACACGUUGACCGGUUUUAUCUUUUCUUUUAAGAUCUUGCAAUUCUUCCGGAAACGACUGGUGUUGAACAAGUGAAACAAUCGUUCGUUUAG
Molecule: messenger RNA, 9161 nt
Organism: Paramuricea clavata
Lineage: Eukaryota; Metazoa; Cnidaria; Anthozoa; Malacalcyonacea; Plexauridae
Source: the annotation of a GenBank genome assembly